AUGACCCCCGCCCACUUUGCUUUCUCAUCAGCCUUCUUGUUGGGCCUCGCGGGAUUAGCCUUUCAUCGGUCCCACCUCUUGUCCGCUCUCCUUUGUAUGGAGGGUAUAAUACUUUCGCUAUAUGUUGCCUUAUCUCUAUGAGCCCUUCAGCUAGACUCCGCAGCCUUCUCAGCCUCCCCCCUCCUUUUAUUAGCGUUUUCAGCCUGUGAAGCAAGCAUUGGCCUAGCUUUGCUAGUAGCGGUUGCUCGAACCCACGGCACAGACCGCCUACAAAACCUGAACGUCCUGCAAUGCUAA
Scophthalmus maximus (turbot) is the source of this 297-nucleotide messenger RNA. Lineage: Eukaryota; Metazoa; Chordata; Actinopteri; Pleuronectiformes; Scophthalmidae. The record is from the annotation of a RefSeq genome assembly.